AGCAGCUGGAAGGCUGAAAACAUGAAUUUUCCACAUAGAUAUAAUUAUAGACAAAGAGGAUGGCAAUAAGAGCACUCUGGAGAAGUGAGAAUAACUUUUGAAAAGGAAAGCAAAUCAAGCCAGAAAUCAAAAUAUUUUCCAUUUCCUUCAGAAAAUUACACAAUUGUCCCAUCCCAGCAGGCGAAAGGCAAGAGAAAAUCAAGAAGAGAUUUCAAGCUGGAAAUAGUAGAGUAUGCAGAACAGAAGGAUAGGUUACAUGACAAGGUGGAGGGGAUCAUUUUUCCAUUCAGAAAAAGAGGGAAAUAUCUGGAAGUCAGGGGUGAAGAAAAGAUCAAUUGGAUAUUCAAAUAGGGCAGACAGCAAUGCAAAACUCCCAAUGGGAGGAAAAAAACAGGUGAAAUCAAAGCACCACUAAACAAGGGACCACAUACAUUUUUUACUUCCUCCAGCAUAUCAGUGGAUUGCAAAAGCAUAGGUGAUUAUGUACAACAGGAUCCAAACUGGAAUAAAGGCAUACAAAUGCUACUAAUGUAACAAAAUCUUUGGUCAGAAUAUCUCCUUUCUGGUUCAUAAAAGGAUCCACACAGGACAGAUGCCCUAUAAGUGCUCCCAAUGUGGUAAAUGCUUUACCAAGCAAAGUAAUUCACACAGAGAAACCAUAGGAGUGUCCAGUUUGUGAAAAAAAAAGUUCCCCUGUAAAUUACUAUCUGGUGAAACACCAGAUGUGUCACACCGGAGAGAAACCUUUUGAAUGUUCGGAUUGUGGGAAAUGUUUCAGUUUCAGUUCCAAACUGGUGAAACACCAGAUGUCUCACACAGCAGAGAAACCCUUUGAAUGUUCAGAUUGUGGGAAAUCUUUCACCCGGAAUUACAACCUGAUGACACAUCAGAGGACUCACACAAGAGAGAAACCCUUUGAAUGUCCUGAUUGUGGGAAAAGUUUCAGUCAGAAUUCCAGCCUGGUGAUACACCAAAGGACUCACACAAGAGAGAAACCCUUUGAAUGUCCUGAUUGUGGGAAACGUUUCAGUUUCAGUUCCAGCCUGGUGAGCCACCAGAGGUCUCACACAGGUGAGAAACCAUAUGAGUGUCCACUUUGUGGGAAAAGUUUCAGUCAAAAUUCCAACCUGGUGGACCACCAGAGGACUCAUACAGGAGAGAAACCAUAUGAGUGUCCAGUUUGUGGGAAACGUUUUAUUAGAAAUUCCGACCUAGUAAAACACCAGAGAACACACACAGGAGAGAAACCCUUUGAAUGUCCGGAUUGUGGGAAAUGUUACAGCCAGAGUUCCAGUCUGGUGACACACCAGAGGACUCACACAGGAGAGAAACCCUUUGAAUGUUCUGAUUGUGGGAAAAGUUUCAGUCACAAUUCCCACCUGGUGAACCACCAGAGGACUCACACAGGAGAGAAACCAUAUGAGUGUCCAGUUUGUGGGAAAAGUUUUAUUACAAAUUACGACCUAGUAAAACACCAGAGGACACACACAGGAGAGAAACCCUUUGAAUGUCCGGAUUGUGGGAAAUGUUACAGCCAGAGUUCCAGUCUGGUGACACACCGGAGGACUCACACAGGAGACAAACCCUUUCAAUGUCAUGAUUGUGGAAAAUGUUUCAGUCAGAAUUCCCACCUGGUGACACAUCAGAUGACCCACACAGGGGAGAAACCCUUUGAAUGUCCUGAAUGUGGGAAAUGUUACAGCCAGAGUUCUAGUCUGGUGACACACCAGAGGACUCACACAGGAGAGAAACCCUUUGAAUGUCCUGAAUGUGGGAAAAGUUUCAGUUCUCGUUCUAACCUUGUCAUACACCAAAGGACUCACACUGGAGAAAAGCCCUUUGAAUGUCCUGAUUGUGGGAAAGGUUUCAAGAAAAGUUCUAACCUGGUAAACCACAAGAGGAUUCACACAGGAGAGAAACCAUACGAGUGUCCAGUUUGUGGGGAAAGUUUCACUGCAAAUUCUGACCUGGUGAAACACCAGAGGACUCACACAGGAGAGAAACCCUUUGAAUGUCCUGAUUGUGGGAAACGUUUCAGUUUCAGUUCCAACCUGGUGAGACACCAGAGGACUCACAAAGGAGAGAAACCCUUUGAAUGUCCUGAUUGUGCAAAAUCUUUCAAUGUGAACUUUAACCUGGUGAAACAUCAGAGGACGCAUACAGGAGAGAAACCGUAAAAGUGUCCAGAUUUGGAAAAGAUUUCAGUAUUAGUCACACAGGGGAGAAACAUUUGCAAUGUCCAAUCUGUGAACGAUUCUUCAGGUGUAAAUCAUCUCUUAUUGCACACAAGGAAGUGCACAUGAAGCAAACGAUGAGUUUAGAGAAAUCUUGAAUUUCAUUUCUGAUUUCCCAUUGAGAGUAUAGGUGAGAAAUUGACUACUUCAAUUCUGGCCUCAUUCUUUUUAGUCAACAGAUCUCGGGAUUAGACCUGAAGAUGGAGAGAAAAAUAUGGAAAAUAUUACUUUGAUAUAGACUAACUACCUAUUUCUGAGCAGUAGUUUCUGUUUGCAGAAGAUGUGAAAUUCCCCAGCUAAUGUACAGUUAGUCCUUGGGAUACAGUUGUAAAGAUACCUACCAAUUAUGGUUGGGAGCCUGCUUUGCUUAAUUACCCCAUGUCCCUGCUAUUCCUGAUGCAGCUGUUAAAUGAAUGUGCAAGUCAUUCAACAACACUGGCUGCCUUACUGUUGGGGGAAAUUCUUGGUAGUCCUGGAUUUACAACUGUAAUUUAGCCUGCAAUUACAGUUGUAAAUCAAGACGGUCAUUAAUGGGUCAUCACACAAUGUGCCCAAUUUUAUAACCUAUUUUGUGGCAGCACAGAAGGAAGUGCACAUGAGGCAGACAUUGAUGAGUUUAGAGAAGGCUUGAAUUUCAUUUCUGAUUUCCCAUUGGGAGUUUAGAAAUUCUGGCCUGAUUCUUUUUAGUCAAUACAUCUUAGAAUUAGACUUCUGGUGUAGAGAAAAAAAAUGAAAAUUGUUAGCUUGAUAAAGGCUAAUGACCUGUUUCUAAUUAUCAGCAGACAUUUCUGGAUGUUUCCUUUUAUAGAACUUGUGGAAUUCCUCAAACAGGGUUUUCUGUAGUAGAGUUUUGUGUGAUGUUUUUGUAUAUUGAUUAUGAAAAUCCAACAUACAGAAUUUCAGCCUUCUUUGUUGUGCUCCAGAUUUUGAUCCCUACAUUUUCCCUGCCAGCAUACCAGUAGUCCUCAAGUUACAACUGUAAUGGAGCCUGUCAAUUAUGGUUGCACAUUGCAAAAGCCAUGAAGUGAGACUGGUUUGGUUAGUUACCUCCACUCUCCGUGAUGCAGCCAUUAAACAGAUGUGCAACUCACUAAGUUGAACACUAGUAGGGAACGUCUUGGAGGCCUAGCGCAAGCCUAGACUUGCCUCUCCCCAACAGGGAUCCCUAGGUCUCCCCCACCCACAAGACACCCUGUGCUCUGCUUCCCAACCCUUGGUUCCCCCAGAGCUUUUCCUCCCUUACAGGACCCCAGGCUUUUCUCCCGCCCCAUGGUCCCCACAGGUAUUUCCCCCAUGAUCCCCCUGGCCUCUGCCCCACAGUAUUUGGGGGGCUGGCACAAAGAAGCCGGGGUCAAAUUAUUCUCCAAAGCACCAGAGGGCAAGACAAGAAACAACGGUUGGAAACUAAUCAAAGGGAGAAGCAACCUGGAAGUAAGGAGAAACUUACUAACAAUGCGGACAAUUAAACAGAGUGUUAUGUGCUCCUGGCUACUUUCCUUCAUGACCAGAGGGAAGCUCACCUGACCAAUAACCAGCCAAGGCCUUUUAUUUCAUUUAUUGCAAUAAGCGAGGAGAGAAGCUAGCAAAGCUUGGUUCUCUCCAAAGUUCCAAUCCAAAAUAUUCCUUCUUUAUACAACCCUGUCAGGGCUGCCACAUCCCUCC
Molecule: messenger RNA, 3896 nt
Organism: Crotalus tigris (Tiger rattlesnake)
Lineage: Eukaryota; Metazoa; Chordata; Lepidosauria; Squamata; Viperidae
Product: zinc finger protein 84-like
Exons: 3
Coding region: 723-2177 (484 amino acids)
Biological process (GO): central nervous system development; regulation of transcription by RNA polymerase II
Cellular component (GO): nucleus
Molecular function (GO): RNA polymerase II cis-regulatory region sequence-specific DNA binding; DNA-binding transcription factor activity, RNA polymerase II-specific
Source: RefSeq, a predicted model, not a curated record